This is a messenger RNA of Durusdinium trenchii, 1788 nucleotides long. The record is from the annotation of a GenBank genome assembly. Lineage: Eukaryota; Dinophyceae; Suessiales; Symbiodiniaceae.
GGCUCAAGCAGUGGACCAGAAAGCAAAAAAAAAGAAAGCACAGAAAGAGACCGUGAUUUACCAUCGGCUGGAUGACAGAUGACAAGAGGUGUGCCUUCUCCAGGCUCUUCUUUCACUGCACCCAUGGCUGCAGCUGGCCUCUUUUGGGGCGCCAUGCUGGGUGGGGAUAGUGCCGAGUCAUCGGUGUGCAGCACUGGAGCCGAGCCGGGAUUUGGUGUGCCACCGCCAAAGACUUUUGAGCCUCCGCCAGGGUCCAAAGUAGUUCCUCGGAAGAUCUUCUCGCCAGCUAGAUUGGAGCUGUCGGACAAAAGGACGGAGGAGGGACGGAGGCCUAUUCAUCACUACCUCGCCCGUUCACGGAAGCCGUUUUGGUGUGAUGCUGAAGAACUAGCCACGCCUCCUCGGAUCUACGUGGAUCAGAAGUCCGUUUUCCGUGAGAUCGCUUCGGUCACACAGCUGAGACGUGGCGAUCAUUGCAUGAUUACUUUAAAUGUUUUGCGCUGCUUGAGCCCAAAUAUCGAUUAUUUUGUCAGUUUGAUGGGAUCCUUGGAACUGUUUCAUUUAUAUCAUCACUUUGUCAUUUUGGACGAUGUGAGCCACGUGGAUGAGUUUGGCGUUCCCCGCACAAAGCAGGACAAAAUCGUGCAUAUCAUGGAGUAUUCCAACACAGUGGAAGGCUUUGUAGAGGAGUUGCGUGUAAAGAGCUUUGGUGCAUGGCACAGUUUUCCAAAGAUUCUCUUCGACUGCACUCUAAAGAAGGCUCGAUGUGAUCGGGUUCCACUUGCCGACUAUGGUGACAUGCCUCAUAUUUUCCGAAUGGAGGAGCGGCUCACAGAGCAGCAGAGAGAACGCAUUGUACAUGACGCUGAAAAGUUGAUCGAAAAUCCUCGGGCCUACAACGUUCUUUGUGCCAACUGUGAGCAUACCACGAACUUGGUCUCUGGAAAACAGCAGUUUACGUCGCCAGAAGUUCACUUUUUCAUUUGGAGCAUCUGCCGAUAUCUUCUCACGAUCAUUGGGCUUGCAACACUUCAUGUUGUGACAAUGCAAUGCUACAGCCGGUAUUGCUUGCAAUAUCCGUUAUGGGCUUUGGCUGCGUAUUAUCUUUGUACAGCUUUGCCAGUCCUUGCCCAGAUCAUUGUGCAAUAUGGUCGCCUCGCGAACACGGUCUACCACGGGUGGCGAAAAAGUUUGAUCUCCAGAAAUGAUGUCUACCACCUCUUGGUCAAGGAGCUUUGCCGAGCCAUUUUCAACGGAGCGCUUGCUUUCGGGUUUCUUUUGUGGGCUCCCGACAUGUUGCAAUUUGCGAACCAAAGGUAUCCUGUGCGCAUCUCCAUCGCCAUUGUGUUUGCUUACUUUGCCAGCGACGCGCUCUUCGCACUCUUAGCGCAGGUCGUGACACGGAUCCUGCUUCACAAGUUUGGCAGGUUUUGGCUCAUUGGUGGAAGUGACCACACGUGGAUGGCGGACUAUAAAUACCCCAGGCUCACCUGCUGGAGGUGCCUGCCACAAAGGAAGGACCUACUUCAAUGCGGCAAACAUUUUGUGAUCCACCGUUUGUGAGCCACCGGAUUGCAAAAUGGAGAGGAAGAAGGGGAUAUUCCCACUGCAGCAGACAUCAUGUGAGUCACGCGAAGCUAAAAUUUAGAGCAAGCAGUAGCAUACCGUUUGUGAGCCUUGCAAGGAUAGUGUUAGAAGGGCAAGGUGCCCAAUCUAGCGGGCGAAGUGUCAGUGAAAUGCAACAGUCCUUCUGUGAGGCACCCUGCAGCUACUUUAUUUCGUGUUUGA